Rotaria sp. Silwood2 is the source of this 516-nucleotide messenger RNA. Lineage: Eukaryota; Metazoa; Rotifera; Eurotatoria; Philodinida; Philodinidae. The record is from the annotation of a GenBank genome assembly.
AUGAAAAAUUUUGUUGUUACCAAACAAACACCUCCUCAGACUGGGAAUAUCAGUGAUGUUCUAUCUUCCGAAGAUGCACAGUCUGCGGAUAGCAAUCAAUCAAGUUUUGCCAAUACAUCUUUUAGUAUUGAAGCACCCAUAUUAACUACUGAUGCUGAAAAUAUGGAAACGAACAGAGUCGUUGAUGAACCAAAAAGUCUUGAUAUCUGUUUAUUAGCACCAAGAAGUACGAAUGAUUCUCAAGUAAUGAAUGAUAGUGAAGUAGUUUCUCAACACAUGUCAAGUAAAUGUGAAGACGACACUUCGUCUGAUACAACAAAUAGUGAGAGAGAUGAUACAGAAGAUAGUGAUUGUAAUAUUAAUAAGACUGAUGAUGAUAAUAUUGUUCAACACGAGCACAUAGAUAUUAAUCGUCCACCAAUAAUAACAAAAUCUAUAGCCGUUGUUCGUUUUAUUAACAGUCAAGAACUAUCUUCUGUUGAUAAACAACGUGCUCAAUAUCCGAAUAUCAAAUGA